Labrus bergylta (ballan wrasse) is the source of this 1982-nucleotide messenger RNA. RefSeq names its product metallo-beta-lactamase domain containing 2 (gene mblac2). The record is from RefSeq and is a predicted model, not a curated record. Lineage: Eukaryota; Metazoa; Chordata; Actinopteri; Labriformes; Labridae.
CCAAUGUGCCGUGUAGUGCUGCUGGAAGGGUGUGUCGGCGGCCACCAUCACAUUUACCCCCAAUGAAAACACAUCACCUCGAGCUAGAAGGCUAGUUACACCUCUCCGUCCGAAAAAAAAAGAAAGAAAAUAAAAUCAGCUGACAGCGCAACACCCCACAGCAGGUUAUUUCGACCUGUGCGCGAACUGGGAUGUCGGCAGCCGACUGGUACGCUCACAAGUCGCUCGGAGACGGACUCUUCUGGAUCCAGGAGCGGUUCUACCAGUCAGAUAACAGGGCCAACAUCUGGCUCCUCCGCGGCUCACACCAAGACGUAGUCAUAGACACCGGGCUGGGCUUGAGGAGCUUACCUGACUACAUCGACGCCAAGGGGCUGCUUGGUAAAGACCCGCAGAGGAAGAACCCGCUGCUGGCCAUCGCCACCCACGCCCACUUCGACCACUCGGGCGGUCUGCAUCAGUUCCAACAGGUGGGCGUCCACAGCGCCGAGGUCGAUGCCUUGGCGAACGGGGACAACUUCGAGACGGUUACCUGGCUCAGCGACAGGGAGAUAAUCGAGGCUCCCAGUCCAGGAUGGAGGGCAAGGCAAUACAAAGUGAAAGCGGUGCAGCCGACACACAUCCUGCAGGAGGGAGAUGUCAUCAACCUAGGCGACAAACAGCUGACGGUGCUCCACAUGCCAGGCCACUCUCGGGGCAGCAUAUGCCUCCAUGACCGCGACAACAAGCUCCUCUUCAGUGGGGAUGUAGUGUAUGAUGGUGCCAUGAUUGACUGGCUGCCCUACAGCCGGGUCAGUGACUACAUCAGCAGCUGUGAGCGGCUGGUGGGGCUGGUGGACAGCGAACAGGUUGACCAAGUUCUUCCAGGACAUUACAACACCUUUGGUGCAAAGAGGCUCAACCGAAUCGCGUCGACGUAUAUCAGCAGGGCUGGAACUUGCCCUGCAAAGGUCUCCACGUUUGCCUGGAGUACUCUGGCCGGGGUGGCUCUGCGGGCGUGUAACCCCAGGAGUGCCUGCUAAUGCGAGGGGAUCGUGGCGUUUGAGGAAGCACAAGUGCACAAAGUUAAUGUUUAAAAUAUGGGGGACAUGAAAGAGGGCGAGGAAGGGAGACAUGUAUCCGUAACUCGAUGUAACAUUCUUCAUUCACUUAUGUAAUCCAACAGAAAUGAUGUAAUUGCCAAACUGUCUAAAAUGCCACUACUGGGUUACACAAGUCAAUAUCAGCAUUAUAUGAAGCUUAUUAUAUAAACUAUUUAUUAGUGUGUUUCUGUUCUAUAAUUCUGAAUAUGUGAUGAGUUAAAUAUGAUUAUAUGUAUGUUUUUAUAUAUGUAAUGAAUUUAUAAUAGCACAACAGAUAUUCUGCACUGCAAACAGAAAGCAGGGAAGUAAAGGUUCUCCUCUGAGGCAUUUCAAACACAGUCCAGAUGGCCAUAGUAUCUCUCUCUAUGCAUUUUACAAUGAUCAGUGAAGACUCAGUGUUGACUACCUCCUGUGUUUGUAACAGUGCUUUGGACUAUUGACAAAUUGAAGGCUCUGCCAUGGAAAUGUUGACAAUAAAGCCUCUGUUUUACCUGCCUUUCUGUACGCUUCACUGCAGCUUCUGUGUGAAGCUAACGUGUCUCUUCAGUUGUUCAUGAGGUAGGAUCUUGUGUGGGAUUUAUUGCUGCAGGGUAAGAGUGAAUAGAAUUGGAUAGAAUAUGAUCCAUCGUAUAUGCUCAAAGUGCAGGAUACUUUACUGAUCUUAAACACAGUUCUCCCACUGCAGGAGAAUACGCUAUUGAUGGAAAAGUAUGAGCCAAUGAGCUAUUGUAGCAAACAGAGUCUAAAUAUAGGUCAGGGUUUGACCUUCCAAUAUGAUAUGCUCAAAUGUUUUUAUAAGUAAGGAAUUUCUGAAUUUAUCACUAAAUAUGUCAAAUGUACUAUCAGAAUGAAUGGUUUCAAGUCCAACAGUUUGUUUUUCAUAAAGAGGAAAUCAUGUAA